Messenger RNA from Erythranthe guttata (spotted monkey flower), 2602 nucleotides. RefSeq names its product Chaperone DnaJ-domain superfamily protein. NCBI's taxonomy places the organism in Eukaryota, Viridiplantae, Streptophyta, Magnoliopsida, Lamiales, Phrymaceae. The record is from RefSeq and is a predicted model, not a curated record.
UCUUGGUAAUCAUAAUUUUGUUUUUGAUUUACUUAAUUGAAAAAUAAAUUCAAAAAAAUGCAGAGCGUGAGGUACUAUUUGCCGGCGUUUGAUCUCCACGCUCGUAGUCAUCACAGAACAAACCGUCAUAGAUAUGGCGUACUUCACCAAUUUCGCAGCUCUCCGACGUCAUCUCUGCCGAUCGAUCACUUCAAUUCCGGCUCAAUUUUCUUCCGAUCAUUUUGCGAACCCUACGGCUUCUUCUUCUUCUUCCAAUUUUCUUCAAUUUUUCCACCCGAUAUUUUCCGGUAAGCGAUGGCUGAGCACCAACACCGAGUGGGCGGCGCCACCUGAAUUCGACGGGAUGAACGCGUACGAAAUCCUCGGGGUGAAUCAGACCAGCUCGUUCGCUGAAAUCAAGGAUUCCUUCCGUAAGUUGGCUAAGGAAACUCACCCCGACCUAGCUCACUCGCAAAAUCAUUCAUCGCACGCUUCGAAGAAAUUCAUUCAAGUCCUCGCUGCUUAUGAGAUUCUCUCGGACUCUACCAAGAGAGCUCACUACGACCAUCAUAUCUUAUCCCAAAGAAUCUUCAGUGAGAAACACUCUAGACGAGAUACCGUAAUCUUCAACUGCAACUCCUACGGGAACCCAGCUAAGCAGAUGGAAGUGGUGGAAUGGUUGAAAUGGUAUAGAUAUACGAUAAACGACAUUUUGUCUGAAAGAAGAGUGACCGAUGGGUCGGGUUAUUUCGACGUCCUGGAAAGAGAUUUCUAUUCGGCAGUCCAUGCUGCUUACUAUGGACCUGAGAUUGAAUUUAUGGAUCUCCUUCCCGAUCGUUUUGAAGCUGAGGAGAGGUCCAUGGGUACUACAUCAGAGGUGCUACACUUGGUUUCCGGUAGAGACCUUUUCGGAAUGGUAUGUCUAGCUAACAAGAAUCGUGAACUAUCGCAUGCCCACACUGAGAAACUAACAUCUUCUGCUUCGGGUUCGGUUAAUUUGGCUGAUACUGCAAGCGGAAAGUUUCAAUCUGCUGCAGAUGAAGGUAAAGAUUUCAAGAAGCAAUCUAUUUAUACUGAUUUUCGAAAAUCCGAUGCGUAUAGAAAUCUAGAAUUACAUAUAGCUGGAAGAGUUGCUGCUGUGGCUACAAGGGUUCCACCUAAAAGUCCCAAUGUGAAAGAGGAUGAGGACUGUGAAGACCAAAUACGUGUCUAUCUUAUUUCAUGUGAAGACCAAUCGCAUGCAAGGCGUGUGUCUACUGGAGAUGCAUUUACAGAUUCCUCGUCAGUUGGAUCUCGAGUUCAUCUGGGAACUAUAGAAGGUUUGGGAACAACCUCUGAAGAAGGAACCUGUUAUGUCUACGACAAUGCUGGUGUGAAGACACAUAUGAUUAUGAAGCAUAGAACAUUGCUGGUGAAACACUUGCAUUGGUUUCGAGUUGGAGAGAAAAUCUCGGUUUGUGAAUGCAGAUGUACUCGAGCCCGUAUGCCGCCAAGCAAAUAUUGGCUGUUUGAGCCUCGCAGUGCAAUGCAUGACAUAGGAGGAUGGUACAUUGAGACAUUUGGAAGAGACAAGAAAGGAAAAAAUAUUUCAGCACAGAGAUACUGGGAUGGAAUAGAUACAGAUGCCUAUUAUGAGCAGAGACUUCAUCCAGCAAUGUACUUGCUUGUUCUUGCCUAUAGGACACUAGACAUUGAAGAUGCGAUGACAGGGAAAAAGACAAUUAAGGAUAGAGUUGAAGCAAAAAUGUCGAGAAUAUUCAGUUGGUACAAGAAAGUUGACAGCUAGUACGUGAUGUGUGAUAACUUCUGAUAUGUGACACUAUAAUUUUGGCAUGUCUUGGCCUGGGGUUCAACAAUCAUUAGGAGAGCCAGUGACUGCAAAUUUCGCAAUGCGAAUAGAUGAAGAUUUCUGAAAUGUAAGAAAGGAGUUUUUUAAGGUUAGAUUCCAAUAAUAACUCCGGAAAUGGAAAAUGAUCCGACAAAUGGGUCUUGAAGGAUUUGAAAAUGGAUUUCUUGGAAGAAACGCAUCCCUGAUUCAGAUAUGAUGCUUAAUGAUUUGUCGCUCCGAAGAAUAUGGACAACUGAGCUUGUGCGCGUUAGAAUCACCUGAGUAGGUCCUCCGAAUAGCAGUACUGCUCAUCGACUAAUGCACGAUUUUCAAAUACCAACGUGGAUCGAAGAAGAGAGUAAGAAAGAGAAAACAAAAUUCCGGACUAAAAAGGAUCCAUAGAGAGCAAGUACCAGAAACAUAUAUGUUGGGAAAAAUGAUGAAAAAGUGAGAAUAAAACAAGGGGGAGGUAAAAUAUUACGUGAUUUGGCGAAAUUACCCCUGACUUGGCACAUGGGAGUUGCGCGUGUGCAAUUCCGGCAAGAAUUCGGCCAAAAAUGUAAUCGGUGCUCCAAAUAUGUGAGUUCAGGGGUACCGUGCAACUUUUUGUAGUGGUGAAGUGCAAAAUGCGUCUAAGUUCAGUGGGCAAAAUGCUAUUAACCGUGUAAUUUAUGGUGAAAAAACUAGUCGAUGUUACAUAAAAGUUGUAAAGAAUAAUCAAAAAGUGACGACAACAAUGGAUUCCAACUGUAUUACCAAUGAAAUUAGUGUGUGUAAUGAAUCUGAUUUGCUUAA